Molecule: messenger RNA, 6016 nt
Organism: Oncorhynchus masou masou (cherry salmon)
Lineage: Eukaryota; Metazoa; Chordata; Actinopteri; Salmoniformes; Salmonidae
Product: metabotropic glutamate receptor 2-like
Exons: 11
Coding region: 2074-4800 (908 amino acids)
Biological process (GO): regulation of synaptic transmission, glutamatergic; G protein-coupled glutamate receptor signaling pathway
Cellular component (GO): plasma membrane
Molecular function (GO): group II metabotropic glutamate receptor activity
Source: RefSeq, a predicted model, not a curated record
GCAACACUCUUGUCAUAUUGCCCACUACCCCUCCCCCACCACCAAUACCACCAUCCUCUUUUUUUACCCACAAUGUUUCCAUGGCAACCUCAGUUAGCGAAGAAGAGAGCCCUUCCAAGUGUGAGAAUAUCUCUUUGUAAGGCACGGCAAGCUGAUGAUAGUUCUUGGGUAAUAUGGUUCAUACUCCAUGAUGCUAUACUGUAAAUGUUUGAUCCAGCUUUUUCUUUACCGAUUUGUCUUCGAUUAGCUUCACUUGAAGUAGGCUAUGACCACUGUAAAUAUUCUGACCAUUUUUUUAAGAGCAGAGGCUUUCCAACUGCUAUUGCUAAGAAAUACUAUCAAUAAGCCUGUGGAAAAUGCAUAGCCUGACGACUCAAACUAAAUUAAUCAACUGCUAUAUGCUCGCUACAUUCUUCAGUCUGAGAUUGCCAUCAUUGAAGUCGUUUGUGGUGAUGAGGGGCGUUGUACAAAACAAAGUCAUCAGCGAUUGGAUUGUCUAUAACCAAUCAGAGUGUCAAAGUCAAUGACACGUUUUCAAACCGCCUCUUUACCCACAUGUGUUGUAGUUCUGGCCCAACCCAUCGGUUUCUGGACCAAUCAGAUGCUCCCAAUGUGUCCGCAUUCUGUGAAGUGUUGGGGAGGUAGUCAGAUCUAGACUCAUUGCUUAGAAGAAACUAACGUCCGUGGGCGUGGCAUAGAGUUUGGUCAGAGCAAGGAGUCUGGGUAGUCAGGAAAGACUUUAAGGGUGUGAUAUCUAUCAAGAAAUUACACACAUAGAUGAACAAUUGGACUGCCCAGAAUUUGACUUUCUAACAUAUUUUAAUGAAGGGCACAAACACAUGGAAAAGUUAACAUGCUCAGUGAGCAUUAUAAAGGACAGAUUACAAAUUGUGCAUCCCAAAUAGCACCUUAUUUCCUACAUAGUCCACUAUUUCUGACCAGUGCCCUAUGGGCCCUGUUCAAAAGUAGCAUACUAUAUAGAGAAUAUGGUGCCAUUUAAGACGCAGACAAGACUAUAAGGCUAACAGGGACCUCAUUAACCAGCGGUCCUUUAACUGAAGCAUCAUUAUGAGCAACAUAGUAGAAAGAGUGAGAUGGGAGAGAAAGACAGACAGACAGACAGACAGACAGACAGACAGACAGACAGACAGACAGACAGACAGACAGACAGACAGUGUGUGUGAGAGAGAGAGAUAAAAAGUAUAUGAAGAAUUAGUAAAAAUGGGAGAAUGAAGGUAUUUAAAUGUCUUAGAGUGAGAUGGCAGUAGAAUGGGGUGCUGUGAAAUCCAUGCAGAGUAGUAAAAUAAUCCAGUGCUUCUUGUCUCCAACAUGUAUGUAAUCACGCACGUACACACACACACACACACACACACACACACACACACACACACACACACACACACACACACACACACACACACACACACACACACACACACACACACACACACACAGUGGCUUGCCGAGGAAGGGUGACACACUCACUCAUCUGUUGAGAUGGCUGACAGUCUGGUUGUGUGGCCCAAGACAAUUUGCAGGGAUGAAGUGCUGCUUGAGGAAUGCGCCGAGAGCCAUGACAGCCAGUAGCCAGUCUUUAAGAUAGAGAGCUCUUAUAGAAGGGCUGUAAAGCAACCUUUAAAGGUUGUUGAAAGAUUGAUGGGGAAAUGAAGCCAUCUAUUCCCUUUACACCUUAAACUGGACUGGAGGUAGAGAGGAAAGUCUGGAUGUUCACAUCCUCCUCCCAUGAGAAGUAGGAGCAAAAAGCAUCUGUGAUAGUUUGGAAUAAAUUAUUUUAUUGUAUUUUAAAGGGGGAAAAAUACUAUUUGAAUUACAAAUGUGAAUUAAUUAUUUUUAUGACUGAAAUGCCACAAUAUUGAUGCACUGUAACAUGAAUAAUGAUAUAUUGUUCCAUCUUCUCUCCUCCACUUGCAAUGAGUAACCAAGAUGCCACGAGUGUCGAGAGAGGGCUCUAGAGCGAUCCACCUCACCCAGCCCCAGCCCCUGUAAGAACCUCCUGUGUCCCACUCCUCUACCCACCACCCACUACACUGAUCUCAGCUACCUGAACUGACCAUGCCCACCUCCGGCCUCCUCUGUCCUGGGCUCUGGGCCAAGGCUGCCCCAUGGUGGUCCCUCCACCUGCUCCUCUUUGACUUGCUCGUUCCAGAGGCCCUGCCCAGCCCUAACAACAGAUUCCCUCCUUCCACCAAGAGGGAGAUCACCAUCGAUGGGGACCUGGUGAUCGGUGGUCUGUUCCCGGUGCAUGAGAAGGGCGAGGUGGCGGAGGACUGUGGGAAGAUCAACGAGCAGAGAGGGAUCCAGAGACUAGAGGCGAUGCUGUUAGCUCUGGAUGAGAUCAACGCGGACGAGCGGCUGCUGCCGGGACUCAGGCUGGGAGCCCACAUCCUAGACACCUGCUCUAAGGACACCUACGCUCUGGAGCAAAGCCUGGAGUUCGUACGAGCCUCCCUCACCAAGGUGCAUGAGCCGGGGUUCAUCUGCCCAGACGGAUCCAACCCCAUCCAGGAUGACGUCCCUCUGGCCAUAUCUGGAGUCAUCGGGGGCUCCUACAGCGACGUGUCUAUCCAGGUUGCCAACCUCCUCCGCCUCUUCCAGAUCCCUCAGAUCAGCUAUGCCUCCACCAGCGCCAAGCUCAGUGACAAGUCUCGCUAUGACUACUUCGCCCGCACCGUGCCACCUGAUUUCUACCAGGCCAAGGCCAUCGCUGAGAUCCUGCGCUACUUCAACUGGACCUACGUGUCCACUGUGGCAUCUGAGGGCGACUACGGCGAGACGGGCAUCGAUGCCUUCCAGCAGGAGGCCCGCGCCCGCCAAAUCUGCAUCGCCACCUCGGCUAAGGUGAGCCGCUCGAUGAACCGGUUCAGCUACGACCAGGUGAUCCGCUCGCUGCAGCAGAAGUCCAACGCCAAGGUGGUCAUCCUGUUCACACGCAGUGAGGAUGCCAGGGAGCUGCUGGUGGCUGCCGCUCGCAUGAACAGCACCUUCACUUGGGUGGCCAGCGAUGGCUGGGGGGCGCAGGAGAGCGUGGUGAGGGGAAGCGAGACAGCAGCAGAGGGGGCCUUCACCAUCGAGCUGGCCUCCUACCCCAUCCGGGAGUUUGCAGACUACUUCACCAAGCUGAACCCUUACACUAACACACGGAACCCCUGGUUCAGAGAAUUCUGGGAGCACCGCUUCGACUGUAGUCUCACAGAGCCUGGUUGUAGCGAACACAGUCUGCGGGAUGGCAAGUUUGAGCAGGAGUCCAAAAUCAUGUUUGUAGUCAACGCGGUGUAUGCUAUGGCUCAUGCCCUGCAUAAUAUGAGGCAGGCGGUGUGCCUACCCAAUGCCACCAAGAUAUGCGAUGCCAUGAAACCAGGCACUGGGAAGAGGUUCUAUAGAGACUUCAUCCUCAAGGCCAAGUUUGAUGCUCCCUUCAGACCUGCGGACACGGAGAACAUGGUGCGUUUCGACGCCUACGGAGACAGUCUGGGCCGCUACAACAUCUUCCACUACCACAAAGAGGAGGAUAAAUACGUGUACAGGAAGGUGGGCUACUGGGCCCAGGGCCUCAUCCUAAACACCAGCCAGGUGCCAUGGAGGGGCCCGGGCGAGGGGCCCCCCACCUCCCAGUGCAGCGACCCCUGUAGGAAGAACGAGGUGAAGAGCAUGCAGCCUGGAGACGUGUGCUGCUGGAUCUGCAUCCCCUGCCAGCCCUACCAGUACCUGCUGGAUGAGUUCACCUGUGCAGACUGUAGCUUUGGACAGUGGCCCCAGGCCAACCUGACAGGCUGUUUCGACCUGCCAGAGGAGUACAUCCGCUGGGAGGAUGCCUGGGCUAUUGGGCCGGUCACCAUCUCCUGCCUGGGCAUGUUGUGUACCCUCUCCGUGGUGGGCCUAUUCUUCAAACACAACGACACCCCAGUGGUCAAAGCCAGCGGGCGGGAGCUGUCCUACAUCCUCCUGCUGGGGGUCCUGAUGUGCUACAGCAUGACCUUCAUCUACAUCGCCAAGCCCUCCACGGCUGUGUGUACCCUACGUCGACUCGGCCUGGGUACCUCCUUUGCCGUGUGCUACUCGGCGCUCCUCACCAAGACCAACCGCAUUGCGCGGAUUUUCAGCGGGGUGAAGGACGGGGCCACGCGGCCAAGGUUCAUCAGCCCGGCCUCCCAGGUGGCUAUCUGUGGUGGGCUGAUCUCCUGUCAGCUCCUGGUGGCCUUGGUCUGGCUCCUGGUGGAGAUGCCUGGCGUCAGGAAGGAGGUGAGCCCCGAGAGGAGGGAUAUAGUCACCCUGAAGUGCAACAGCAAGGACUCCAGCAUGCUGGCUGCUCUGGCCUACAACUGCAUCCUCAUCGUCCUCUGCACGGUCUAUGCCUUCAAGACCAGGAAGUGCCCCGAGAACUUCAACGAGGCCAAGUUCAUUGGGUUUACCAUGUACACCACCUGUAUCAUCUGGCUGGCCUUCCAGCCCAUCUUCUACGUAACGGCCAGCGACUACAGGGUUCAGACAACCACCAUGUGCAUCUCUGUCAGUCUGAGUGGAUCGGUGGUGCUGGGCUGUCUCUUUGCUCCUAAGGUCCACAUCAUCCUAUUCCAGCCCCAGAAGAACGUGACAACGCUGAGAGUGGCUGCCAACCGUUUUGGGGCCACGGUCAAAUCAGCAACGGUGUCUGACCCCAGCUCCAGCUGCUGGAAAGGUAACGUCUCUAUCACUGCAUCAGCCUCUACCAGUGUGCCAACAGCGGUAACAACAGUCUGUAAUGGUCGUGAGGUAGUGGACUCCACUACGUCCUCUUUGUGAAGAAGGUUGAGCUGCUUGUAUCAUUCCUCUGUCCUGAGAACAACACAAAUCACAAUUCCAUCCCCUCUCGUACAACAAGGCUGCUGUCAUAUCUAAGUCCCAUUUACAGUAGAGACCAGUAGAGUCUGUCUAUUUGGACAGAGGGAGGCCAGGAUGCACUUAACUGUGAAAGCUAAAUAAUGUGACUAUACUUAGGAGUGUGCCGUAAUGUAGGACUGUAAAGCAUUUUUGUAUAGAUUUAACAGUAUGUGAUUGAUUUGACUUGGUUUGAAGAUAGACUCGUGGUUGAAUGCACUGCUGUAUGCCUUGCUGUCAGUACAGAGAAUCAGUCUUAUGAAUGAGGUGGUUCAUGUGAAGCGAUCAUGGUGUCAUAACAAAAGGUUGAUCUUAUCUUGUCCUUACAGUGCUGUGAAUGCGAUAUCAAAAUAUUAUUUUUCUUUUUGACUAGAAUAUUAUUAAUACAUAACACUUAUUGAAUUAAUUUGACCCCUUGUUUUUAAACUACAUUUGAAUGAUAUGAGAUGAAUCAUAGUGAAAGUGAUGAUUAAAAACUAGCCUACUAUCAGUAUAAAGGACAAUGUUUUAAUGUAGACUUCGGUGAACCAGUUUGUGCUUUCUUGUAAUUUAUGUAAAUAAAUGGUGUUAUUUUUUAAUUAUUAAAACAUAAAAUGCUAUUGUGUAUUUUGUUCAGAGAAGUCUCUAGGCAGUUUUGGCUCAACAGGAUGGAUUAAAGCAACCAUUGCCCGAUGGGUAUUUGUACAUACAUCAAGCGUUCCGGGAAGAAGCAGUCUACACUAGUGUUUCUCAACCUCAUUUUUGCCAGGGACUGGCAAGCUCGGGUCCUUCCUCAUUUGGGGACUGCUUAAAUUACAACUAGCAAUGGACUAAAUCAGUGUUAUUAGCUAACCGUCUCAAGACACCAGUGAACAUCAUCCCUGCCCAGGGACCUAGAGAAACAUUGCACCCAAUCUGUUUGAAAUGACUAUUGGAUGUAACAUCUACAUGCCUACAUAUUCUCUCUCACAGUGGUUUCUGAGACAGCACCAAUGAACUGUAGAAGAGCAGCUAGCUUGUCUUAAUCACCUCACAUUUCUUCUCCUUUCCUUAACCCGUGUGGUGAUCAUGUUUUUGUUAUUCACCCAAUGUUCGCGGGUCUGAUGGAUAUAUGUAAAAAUACUUAGUUGACAUAUCAAUUAUAUCAAUUAUGUGUACUGUG